AACAGUGUCCAAGCAUUAAUUUAUAUUAUUAUUAAAUUAGCUUUGUCACUGAAACAUAAACCACUAGAUGGCGCUAAAACGAGUUUCUUACUCCGUUGUAUCUCAUUUUAUAUUUAUCUUUACAGAAUCCACUUUCCUUUAGCAACUUAUGCUCCAGUAAUCUCAGCUGAAAAGGCCUACCACGAACAACUCACAGUGGGAGAAAUUACUAAUUCUUGUUUUGAACCGUCCAAUCAGAUGGUCAAAUGCGAUCCACGUCAUGGAAAGUACAUGGCAGUAUGCCUACUAUAUAGAGGUGAUGUGGUACCCAAAGAUGUGAAUGCCGCCAUCGCGAACAUCAAAACCAAGAGAACCAUACAGUUUGUGGACUGGUGCCCGACAGGGUUUAAGGUAGGUAUCAACUAUCAGCCUCCUACGGUUGUACCUGGAGGAGAUCUGGCCAAGGUGCAACGUGCUGUGUGCAUGUUAUCUAACACUACAGCCAUAGCCGAGGCCUGGGCCAGACUUGACCAUAAGUUUGAUCUGAUGUAUGCCAAGAGAGCAUUCGUCCACUGGUAUGUCGGAGAAGGCAUGGAAGAAGGAGAAUUCUCUGAAGCACGUGAAGAUUUGGCAGCGUUGGAAAAGGACUAUGAAGAAGUAGGCGUGGACUCAGCUGAGGGCGAGGGCGACUAUGACGAAGAGGAGUAUUAGAUUCACGUGCGAAUAAUUUUACUUGGUACACUUAACUGGAUAUGGACAUCGAUCUCCAUUGUCAUAACAAAUGGUGGUCAUCGUUCAUCAUCUGGUGUUAUAAUUUUUCUUUAAACAUACAAUAAAAUGUUUCUUCUCUACAGCAUUUUUUUUUUGUGACGACUUGGAAAUUAUUUGAAUAAUUUCGAUUUCCUAAAUUUCUUAUUUAAGACAAUAUAUACGACGUUUAUAUUUUUACAUCCAUUUGACGUUCAAUUAUUUUGUUCACGUGUGACAAUGGCCACCAGAUGUCGUGAUGAUAAUGAUGUGGUUGCAGAAAUCGCAAAAUUUCAUUUUUCCGUUAAUUGGAAAACAAUGCUCAGAAAAAUCUCUCAACUUUUAAUAUCUUUAUCCAAAAAGGUACAGCUUUCUAAAAAUAUAUAUCGGUAGUUAGUACGCUCGAAUAAAACACAGAAAAAACAACAACAAACUGUUAUUGUUUUCGCUGUCAGCUUAAGUACAUUUAUUUGUCUGCAAUAACUAUUAACAAUGAAUGAAGAAGACCCGUAUAGUGAAGAAUAACAACCAUUGUUGUGUUUUUAAACACCAAAAGGUUUUAUGAUAAAACGUAGCUCUUGUUUCUCUAUCGGUGUUAACAAGUUUGCGGUGAUUAUGGCUGUUACAGAUUGUUCGUUUAUGUCACGUAUAUUAACCUAUGCAAAAAAUAUAUAUUGCACGUAAAGGAAUUUAGAAUAAUACAACAUUAUGAAUCAUUAUUCUUCAAUUUUAUUAUUACUUAGACCUGCCCACUGUUCUGAAAUAUAUAAAUAUGAAAGAAUACGAAGUAUAUGCUUUAGUAGAAGUGAUAUUGUAAGAGAAAUAAAGAUUGUGUUGAAACUUU
Messenger RNA from Limulus polyphemus (Atlantic horseshoe crab), 1570 nucleotides. Its product is annotated as tubulin alpha chain. The transcript has 2 exons. Lineage: Eukaryota; Metazoa; Arthropoda; Merostomata; Xiphosura; Limulidae. Gene Ontology annotation, molecular function: structural constituent of cytoskeleton; GTP binding. The record is from RefSeq and is a predicted model, not a curated record. The annotation marks the transcript as partial. Gene Ontology annotation, biological process: microtubule cytoskeleton organization; mitotic cell cycle. Gene Ontology annotation, cellular component: cytoplasm; microtubule.